AUGGGUGAUGUCUGUACUAAGAUUCUGCAAAGAUUGAAAGUGCAGGCUCGCAGUUGGGUGAUCCUUUUGAGGUUUCAGCAGAGAAGGAAAUCACAGAAGCAGAUAGCUCCGUAUCAGAGAGCAAUGGAGCAGAUUCUGAGGUGCCACAGGGAACCAGAGACAGCUGAAAAUGGGGGUGAAACUACCUUCAGCUAUGAUCGUCUGAAAGCGAAGUCCACCAAUCCAGUCAGAGGAAUUGACUAUAAACAAAGAGAGGCCUACUUAUCAGAAGCCGAGUUCCAGAAGGUUCUAGGCAUGACCAAAGAAGCAUUUUAUCGACAACCCAAAUGGAGCUUUCCCGGCCUGGUGCCAUGGAUCUUAUCCAGCUUAACGAUGUGUUUGCUUGUGUGCUAUCUUUCCUCUCCAAUUUUUUGGUUCCUCGUGGAUUUGCAGUCAUGUCGGGAGCGGUCUUCCUUUGGUUUUUUUGUUGGUGAGCAACAUUUGUUUGCUUGGGUAAGUUUGGGAGUUGGUAGGCAUUCUUUUAUUUCUAGCAAUCAUCCCGAGUAUGGCUGCUCAAGCAUAUAGUCGUCGUGCGUACAUGUUUUGUGUUUGAUACAUAUGGAUCAUGUAUGCUUAGGUAAAUAUGUGCAUUGAAUCGAUGACAAGGUCAACUUGGGGUUGAA
Musa acuminata subsp. malaccensis (wild Malaysian banana) is the source of this 662-nucleotide messenger RNA. The record is from RefSeq and is a predicted model, not a curated record. Lineage: Eukaryota; Viridiplantae; Streptophyta; Magnoliopsida; Zingiberales; Musaceae.